AUGGCCGCUAUUUCUGUGCCACUGCAACCUUGCAAGCAAGGUUGUGUUAUGGAGAUUAAUGCAGAGCAUGAUAGAGAUAAUAGUCCUUUGCUAUAUGAGAAUGAAGAAAUUGAAGAACCUAAGCAGGGAAUGAUUUUUAGUUCGAAGGAAGAUAUUUAUGCAUACUAUAAGAGAUAUGCCAACCAAGUAGGAUUCUCUGUAGCUCUUAGAUCACAACAUGUGGGGGUCAAUGGAGAGUUAAAAGACUUUGUAAUUGAAUGUUCUCGGGCAGGGAAGAAGAAAAGUAAAUCUGAGCUAAAUCCAUUGAAGCCAUUUCUAUCUGCAAAAGUGGAUUGUAAAGCACGAUUGAGAGCAAUCUUACAAAAGGGUGAGACAUUCAUGAUAAGUAAAGUAGUUCUUGAGCAUAAUCAUGAAUUGAUCUCAAGUGACAUUAGACACUUCAAAUGUAAUAAGAGAAUUAACACUCCUACAAAGAGAAGAUUGGAAUUAAAUGAUCAAGCAGGGAUUGGUGUUUCGAGAAAUUUCACUUCCUUAGUUGUUGAAGCAGGGGGGUAUGAACACUUGUCUUUUGAUGAAAAAGAUUGCCGCAAUUAUAUUGAGAAAGCACGAAGAUUGAGACUUGGGGAAGGUGAUGCCGAAUCAAUCAGAAACUAUUUUUUGAGAAUGCAAAGAGAAAAUUCUAACUUUUUUUACAUAAUAUACUUUGAUGAUGAUUGUCGCAUAAAACAUCUAUUUUGGGCUGAUUCACCGAAUAGAUCAAGUUAUGGAGUGUUUGGAGAUGUUGUUUCCUUUGAUACGACUUAUCUCACAAACAAAUACGAUAUGCCGUUUGCCCCUUUCGUAGGAGUAAAUCACCAUGGACAGUCGAUUUUAUUGGGUUGUGGCUUGUUAUCAAGUGAGGACACCGACACAUUUGUUUGGUUGUUCAAGUCAUGGUUAGCUUACAUGUUUAGUCAUCCUCCAAAAGCUAUAAUUAUUGAUCAAUGCAAAGCUAUGCAAAAUGCUAUUGAGAUUGUAUUUCCAGAAGUGAGACAUAGAUGGUGCUUGUGGCAUAUUAUGAAAAAAAUACCGGAGAAGUUAAGAGGUUACUCUAGAUAUGAAGCUAUCAAAGAGGCAAUGUUAAAAGUUGUUCAUGAUACUUUCAGCAUUUAUGAGUUUGAGAAAGAAUGGAGUGUGAUGGUUGAAAGGUUUAGUCUUCAGGGUAAUGGGUGGUUGGAGACAUUAUAUGAACAACGGCGUCGUUGGGUUCCAGUUUAUGUCAAAGAUACAUUUUGGGCAGGUAUGUCAACUACACAACGUAGUGAGGGUAUGAAUGCUUUUUUUGAUGGGUAUGUAAACUCAAAAACCACUUUGAGGAAUAAGAUUGAGAAGGAGACAAAAGCCGACUUUAAAUCUCGUCACAAGAUGUAUGACUACCUAACCAUGUAUGACAUUGAGAAGCAAUAUCAGGUGGCCUACACCAAUGCCAAAUUUAAAGAGAUUCAGGAGGAGUUUAAACGACUGAUUUACUGUGUUCCAUCUCUAGCCAAAUAUGAUGGUUCAGUGUCAAUUUAUAGCGUUGCAGAAAAUAUGAAAGUGGGAGAUUAUUGGAAGCAAGUCUACUUUAUUGUUCACUUUAAUACGGUUGAUAAAUGGAUGCAAUGUACAUGUCGCUUAUUUGAGUUUAAAGGUAUUUUGUGUGGCCACAUUUUCAAAGUGCUCACGGCGAGACAAGUAAAGGAUGUUCCAGAUAGUUAUAUCUUAGAAAGAUGGAGAAAGGAUUUGAAACGAUGCUACACAUUCAGUAAAACAAGUUAUAGUGGCUCGGGUGAUGCUAGUAAUGCACAAUUUUUUGAUCAAGCUCGACUUAAACUCAACGAAAUUGUUAAUCUUGCAUCCAAUUGUGAACUGAAACGUGAAAUUGUGAUGCGUGAUUUAGAGAAUUUGAAGGAAAAAAUUUUGAAUGAUGAAGUGCAGAUUUCUGUUAGUUCGAGACUAGUUGUUGACAAUACAAAGACGACUGACUAG
This is a messenger RNA of Tripterygium wilfordii, 2007 nucleotides long. Its product is annotated as protein FAR1-RELATED SEQUENCE 5-like. Gene Ontology annotation, molecular function: zinc ion binding. The record is from RefSeq and is a predicted model, not a curated record. Gene Ontology annotation, biological process: regulation of DNA-templated transcription. The transcript has 3 exons. NCBI's taxonomy places the organism in Eukaryota, Viridiplantae, Streptophyta, Magnoliopsida, Celastrales, Celastraceae. Bases 1 to 2007 code for a protein of 668 amino acids.